Molecule: messenger RNA, 1751 nt
Organism: Puntigrus tetrazona (Sumatra barb)
Lineage: Eukaryota; Metazoa; Chordata; Actinopteri; Cypriniformes; Cyprinidae
Exons: 10
Coding region: 86-1666 (526 amino acids)
Biological process (GO): skeletal muscle organ development
Cellular component (GO): cell-cell junction; Z disc; sarcolemma
Source: RefSeq, a predicted model, not a curated record
CACGCGUUGCCUCGCGCUCGCAUCUCGUUUUACCUUUUCAAUCCACGUCGUGACAGCCUAAAUCUGAAUUAAAUGCAGUGUCGGAAUGGGGACCGUCUGUCUCAGCGGAGGGGGUCCGGGGAUCGAUCUCGAGCAGGCUUCUGCGGAAAACCGCGAAUUCCUGAACACACGGACCAGUGAGAGACAAGAGAUGAUCCUGCUCAACGAUCGACUGGCAGCAUACAUCGAGAAGGUCCGUUCGCUGGAGCAGCAAAACAAAUUGCUGGAGACGGAAAUCGAGGCCCUAAAGAAUCGAUACUUAAAGCCCACCGGCCUCCGCCUGCUGUACGAGGAGCAACUCCAGGAGCUGAAGAGGCUGGCGGACCAGAUGAGAGUACAGCGGGACCUUGCUAUCGCUGCAAAGGAUGCUAUGGCGGGUCAGCUGGAGAUGAUAAAGAUAAAAUACGAGGAGGCCUUGGAGAUGAGGAAGAAAGCCGAGCUUGAUAUUGAAGCCUUCCGUCCGGAUGUGGACGCCGCCACCGCCGCGCGCAUCGCUUUGGAGAAGCAGCUUGAAAACCUCGAGGUGGAAAUAGAAUUCCUUCGAAGGGUACACAAAGAGGAAAUCGAAGAGCUUCUGAAACAGAUAUAUGCGGCCCACGCCUCGGCAGCAGACGUCUACAGCCUCCCAGACCUUUCAGGCGCCAUCAAGCAGAUCCAGCACCAGUACGACGACAUUGCCGCGAAAAACUUACAGGAAAUGGACUCUUGGUACAAAAACAAAUUUGAUGAUCUCAACAACAAAACAUCAAAACACGUAGACAAGAUGCGAAGCGUACGAGAGGAAAUUGGAACUGCGAAGAAGGACAUUCAAAAUAAGGAGCGAGAUCUGGACUCUCUGAAAACUAAAAACGAGGCUUUGGAAGCACAGAUCCGAGAGACUCAAGAAAAGUACAGAAAAGAACUGGAGGAACUCCAGGCAAGAAUUGAAGCCUUGCAGCUUGAGCUGAAAUCCUCCAAACAAAGAAUCGCCCUGCUCCUGCGUGAAUACCAAGAUCUGCUCAAUGUGAAGAUGGCCCUGGAGAUAGAAAUUACCACAUACAGAAAGCUCAUAGAGGGUGAAGACUCUCGUAUCGCUUCUGUGAUGCAGAGCGUGCAGGCCAUGUCCCUAAUGAGUGGCAGCGUGAGUGUUCACAGUGCUGGAGCUGCAGGUGUUGCAGGAGGUGCUGAUAGAGUGGUAGGAGGUCCUGGUGGUGGUCUCGCCACAGGUCUCGGAGGAGGUCUGGACAGAGGUCUUGGAGGAGGUCUAAACAAAGGUCUUGGAGGAGGUCUGGACAGAGGUCUUGGAGGAGGUCUGGACAGAGGUCUCGGAGGAGGUCUGGACAGAGGUCUUGGAGGAGGUCUGGACAGAGGUCUCGGAGGAGGUCUAGACAGAGGUCUUGGAGGAGGGAUUGGCAGUGGUCCUUCCAAAGGUCUUGGGGGUGGUAAUGGCGGAGACCUUGUUAAUGGCAUCACCGGUGGAGUUGGCGGCCCUGGCACCACUGUAGACUACACUCAAGAGCAGGCUGUGGAGAUGACGGAGAGGAAGACUGUGCUUAUCAGAACCGUUAAAACCGAGGACGACACGCUGGAGAGCAACACGCAGGAGAAGUCGUAUUCCAUCUCUGGAGCUGCCGAUGAAGAAGAGUAGCCGUGUUUUCUUUUCCAGUCAUGCCGUCGGAUAUGCGCGCUUUACAAACCACAGAUUAGCUUGCGUCUUGCGUUGCUUGUCCACA